AUGCAACGCUUGAAAAAUAUUUGCCUAAACCUCAUUUUCCUUGUUAAAAUUUUUUCUGAUGCUUCCAAAUUGAAUCCCGUUCUUGUAGAAUCCUGCAAUGCCAAAGAUAAAGAGGCAUUACUCGAUUUGAAGCACAGGGUCGAAUAUUCAGAUCGAGCAAGAAUAAGUACCUGGGACUCAAACACUGACUGUUGUACUGCCUAUAAACGUGUGGAACGUGAUGCUACCAAUGGAAGAGUGGUUCGAAUCAACCCGUUUCUACAGCCGGAUGAUCCAAAUUUCGAUUUGUCUGUCUUUGGGGAAGGUACUAUUUCUCCUUUCCUAGGUAAUCUCACCUAUCUUCAAGUCCUUGAUCUAACUGGUUUUUCUGAACCAUCUAACACUGACCCUAACUAUAUCUUUGGAUUAAGUGGUCCAAUCCCUUCUGAACUCGGAUUUGUGAUUAAAAAUAAAGUUGGACGAAAUGAGAAAAUUGGAGCGGAACGAGGAAUAAACUUAAUUCGCGAGGUGGUGGAAGCUUGCCCUGUUUCUAUUGUUCAUGAGUUAAAUUCUCCACCACAAUAUUUUGCAACUUGGAUGAUUAAAGAAGAACUUGAUCAAAAUAAACUCAACGGACCCAUACCCAAAUCCAUUGGUAAAUUAUCCCAAUUGCAAUAUUUGGAUCUUAACCAUAAUCAAGUCAAUGGAUCCAUACCGGGUUCUAUUGGUAACCUCUCCCAAUUGAAAUAUUUAUACCUUGAUCAUAAUGAACUUACCAGAUCUAUUCCGGGUUCUAUUGCUAAACUCUCACUAUUGGAAUAUUUAUACCUCAAUGAUAAUCAACUCACUGGAUCAAUUCCUCUUUCUAUUGGAAACCUUGUUUCUAUACUUCAUAUGGACUUAGGACACAAUAGAUUGACUGGUGUGCUGCCAAAUUCCAUAGGAAAUCUCACCCAAAUCAAGAGUCACAACUCGUUUCUAGACUUGUCUAAUAAUCAUCUAAUCGGCCCUCUUCCUUCAGAAAUAUCCAAAGUAAAAAUAUUCCGUCUUGAUCUAUCCUAUAAUCCACUUGGAUUAAGUAUGACACCAAAUUGGAUGUCGAAUUUAGCCCUCUACAAUCUUUCAUUAGCAAAUACACGGACUAAAGGACUUUCUUUAGAACGUACAAAUGAUUAUGUUCCUUAUAUUGGUCGAGUUGUUCGAGAGCUUGAAAUAGUAAACAAUAUGAAUUAUUUAUAUGAUAUUGUGCAUGAUUCAAAUAUGGACACAUGGCCUUUAAGGUGUCACCGAUGUGAGUUUAAGGAACUAUUUCAUGUGUACUACUCCUACAAUUGGUUGGAUAUAUUUGCUUAA
Amaranthus tricolor (Joseph's coat) is the source of this 1332-nucleotide messenger RNA. RefSeq names its product receptor-like protein 35. Gene Ontology annotation, molecular function: protein binding. The record is from RefSeq and is a predicted model, not a curated record. NCBI's taxonomy places the organism in Eukaryota, Viridiplantae, Streptophyta, Magnoliopsida, Caryophyllales, Amaranthaceae. The transcript is spliced from 8 exons. The coding region runs from base 1 to 1332 and encodes 443 amino acids.